Molecule: messenger RNA, 7402 nt
Organism: Corythoichthys intestinalis (scribbled pipefish)
Lineage: Eukaryota; Metazoa; Chordata; Actinopteri; Syngnathiformes; Syngnathidae
Product: neuropilin and tolloid-like protein 2
Exons: 10
Coding region: 287-2089 (600 amino acids)
Cellular component (GO): postsynaptic density
Molecular function (GO): ionotropic glutamate receptor binding
Source: RefSeq, a predicted model, not a curated record
UCCCCUCCAUCUCUACCCCUCUCUCUGUCUCUCUCUCUGCCCAUCUCUUUGGAUACCUUACUUGGAUCAUCUCGUCAGGGUUUGGGUCCCAGUUGGAAGACGAGCUGGGGUGUGACAAUGGCCGGGCUGAGACGCUGAGAAGCUCCGCUGGAUUUCCACCGCGCACCCAAGCCGGGGCGCACGCGUGAUGGAUGUACCCUCUUUUAGAGCUCCAUUUCAGUGAAGAUUGACAAGACUGGAGGGUUGUAGUUUGAGAAAAAAAAAGAACAUUCAAGCAGAGGGAAUAAUGCACAGAGCGUGGAUCCUCAUCGUUCUCAUAGAAGAGGGCCUCGCUCUGGCGCAGAGAACUAAAGACUCGUUGAGUGACAAUGGCGUCCAGAGUCCGAACCAGAAUGAUUGUGGCACAUGGGUGCGCACCAUCAAUGGCGGCGUGUUCACAUCGCCAAAUUACCCUAACACGUACCCGCCCAAUAAGGAGUGUGUCUACAUCCUGGAAGCACUGCCCAGGCAACGAAUCCAGCUGGCGUUCGACAAGAACUACUACAUCGAGCCGUCCUUCGAGUGCCGCUUCGACCACAUCGAGAUUCGCGACGGGCCCUUCGGCUUCUCGCCGCUCAUCAACCGCGUGUGCGGGGGCAAGAACCCCGGACCCAUCACCUCCACCGGACGCUUCAUGUGGAUUAAAUUCACCAGUGACGAGGAGCUGGAGGGCCUCGGAUUCCGUAUCAAGUACACGUUCGUUGCGGACCCUGACUUCCAUCUGCACGUUGGUGGACUUUUAAACCCUAUUCCAGAUUGUCAAUUUGAGCUGGGCGGCUACGACGGGGUCAUUCGAUCCAGUCAGGUGGAUGAAACCAAGCGGGUGAAGCCCGGGGACGCCUUGGACUGCAUCUGGACCAUCAGGGCCCCCCCUCAGUCCAAGAUUUACUUGCGCUUUAUGGAGUACCAGAUGGAGCACUCCAAUGAGUGCAAGAAGAACUUUGUGGCCAUCUACGACGGCAGCAGCGCCAUCGAGAAUCUGAAGGCCAAGUUCUGCAGCACAGUGGCCAACGAUGUCAUGCUGGAGACCGGCGUGGGCGUGGUGCGCAUGUGGGCUGAUGAGAAAAGCCGCCUUAGCCGCUUCCGUAUGCUCUUCACCUCCUUUGUGGACCCCCCUUGCUCGGCCAACACCUUUUUCUGCCACAGCAACAUGUGCAUCAACAACUCACUGGUUUGCAAUGGCGUCCAGAACUGCGUUUACCCAUGGGAUGAAAAUCACUGCAAAGAGAAGCGAUCAAGGGGUCUCUUCCACCAAAUUACCAAGACCCACGGCACAGUCAUUGGUGUCUCAUCCGGGAUCGUGUUGGUUCUUCUUAUUAUUUCUAUCCUGGUCCAGAUGAAGCAGCCCCGGAAAAAGGUGGUAGCCCGCCGACCAGGCGUCUUCAACAAAGCAGGUCUGCAAGAAGUCUUCGACCCACCGCACUACGAGCUCUUCUCGCUACGUGACAAGGAGAUGUCGUCUGACUUAGCUGACCUGUCCGAUGAGCUGGACAGCUUCCACAAGGUUCGGCGCUCGUCCACCAUGUCACGCUGCGUACACGAGCAUCAUUGCGGCUCGCAGGGGUCCGUGGGGACGGGCGGCGGAGGCGGUGGCAGCAUCAAGCACAGCCGCACCACAUUGAGCUCCAUGGAGCUGUCCUACCACAAUGACUUCUCCAAGCCACCGCCCAUGAAGACCUUCAACUCAACCGGCACCUACAAGAAAAGCUGCUAUGGCUACAAGCAGCAUGCUCAGACUCACGACUGCGACCAGCAGGUCAUCGAGGACCGCGUCACAGAGGAGAUACCCUGCGAGAUCUACAGCCGAGGCGGCGGGGCCACAGGCGGCGUGGGUAUCGGCGGGGCGGUGGGCAUCACAGGGGGAGUGGCCAUGGCUGGGGGCAUGGGAAUGGCGGGGGGAGUGCCCAUGGCCGGGCCCAGUGGCAUUGCUGGUGGCAUUGGAGGCAGCAUGGGUGGUGCUUGCGGCACCCUCACCAUCCGUGGCAGCAGUUCCCGCAACAGCACCUCAGUGGUUGAUCCCCAACAACGUUCCAUGUCCAUGGACUUCUAGAAAGAGAGUCUACUCUCCACGGGGUUGGAAAACCGGGAUCAAAAAACCAAAAACAAAACCUUAAUGGUCAAACACCAACAGCAUUCCAUCUCACAUGGACUUUUAAUAUGAAAAUCUCUGUGGGAUCGAAAACUGGGAUCAAGGAACUGCAGCAACCAAGAGAGUUUAAAGUCAGACCUGCAUGCACACCACUCAAAUGCAGGAAGAAGAACCAAUGGAAAAACUUAAGUAGAAUCUUCUGUCCAUGGAAUGGGAAAGCCGGACUACAAGGACCAGAACAACUGGACCAACUGAGAGAGUCCGGAUUCAGACCUGCAUGCAGACACUCGGCUGGAUCAAGAAACCACCCAGAGAGAUUGACCAUUCAAGACUCUUUCUUAACUUUUUACAUCUGUUCACCUGCCAUGCACAGACAGAUACGUAUAUAUACAUAAUGUCUUGAAAUAAUUUAUUAGAAUUCUUUUUUAUUAUGGUGCGUGUUCCAUCACUGUCACAUCUCAGAUAAACAGGCCUUGUGACAGGGUGGGAUUUAAAGUUGUCAACGUCUUUUCCUUUUGCCUGUUGAUCAGUUCAAAAUUGCUGUCGCAUCCCAACAAUUUUAAAUGUCUGGCUGCAAUCACAAUCACCUGGUCAGUUACUUCCCUCCCCUGGUUGGGAUACGUCACAACAAACCAUGUGACACAGCGCUCUUCUGGUAUUGGUCACAGGAAUGUAAACAUAAAGUAUUUUGGGCUAAUAGGUAAAACUGGACAAUCUAGGACAGGGGUGGUCCGGUCCUCGAGAGCACCCAUCCAGCUUGUUUUCCAUGUCUCCCUCCUUCAACACACCUGAAUCAAAUAAUCAGGAUUGUUAUCAAGCUCCUGCAGACCCUGCUGAUGUGGUGAUCAUUUGAUUCAGGUGUGUUAAAGAGAACCAUGGACAGAAAGACUUGUAUUGCUUAAAAGAUAAAUAUUAGUAUGAGUUAUAACAACUUGAUAUUCAAACCCCUCCUAAUUUUUUCGUUUUUAUAAAAUUUGAAAAAUUAGUUUAACCAGUGGGUCGCCAUUGAUGUUGACAAUGCAAUGCACUCUGGGCGGUUACAUCACUGGGCAGCACUGCGUACCUCCACAGUGUCACUCGUUAGCUACAUAAACAUGUCGUCGAUUCUGCCCUUCCAAUUUGAACCCGAGCGGAAAAUUGAUGAGCAGGACAGCACUGUCGAUAUUUCACAAAACGAGCAGCAAAAGCAAUUAAAUGAAGCUCUCCAGCAGGAUUCGAAUCCGAGUUUCACAUGCGACAGACAAGCGCAUAGACCACAGGUCUAGGGCCAUACUUCCGCGUGACGUUAGAGUCAUGAUUUUCCUUAUAAAGCAAUCGCAACCCACAUGCGUUGUCUGUUUGUGCGGUAAAACAUGAAAGGGAAACACAACUGAAAAGAAAGUGAUCAGACAGCAAGCAGACAACAAUAAAAUAGGGAUCGUGUAAGAGGAUUUAUAGGACACACAAAAAAACAUGCGAUCGCGAAAGGGGAGACACAAAAAGGGUACGUGACAGUAGGUCGGAAUAAAAAAAAAAUUUAAAAACGAGGGAAAACCGCGGUGAGAGGCAGAUAAACGAAAAACAACAAGGCAAUGAUGCAACUAGCAAUGAAGGGAUAUACAAACUGUCAAAUGGCAUCAAGUCACUAUCUUGGCAAGCCGCCUAGGAUCGGUUGAAAGACACUGCUGAUGAGCUGGAAUUGGAUGCAGGUUUGACGUUGGGAACUCAUCCCACAUCUCCGUAACAAAACAUCGGACCAGCAGCAGAAUGUGACAAAAUCAUGCCAGUCGUCAUACUAGCUUCAUUUGCUAGCUAGCACAGCUAUUUUCCGAGUCCAGCCCAACCGCGUCAUCACCACCACCGUGCAUUGCGCGCGUAAAACAUGAUGCCCUCCGUAGGUCAAAACGUGCUAAAUAUGAUAGAUUUUUAAAUCAAUGGCAAUAAUAUAUGUGUUUCUAAUAACAUGUUUUAGUAAAAAAGAGCAAUUGUGGCUUAUUAGAGCCUACAAGUCUUGAAGUCAGACAUAGAAAACAAACUGGAGAGGGGCGCUUGAGGACCGGACUUGGGCAUCCUUGAUCUAGGACAUCAGCAAAUAGCCAAGUGCACUUUAAAGUGGAUAAAGCAAAGACUUGACCAGUGAGUAAAUGUUUUCAUUUGUUGACAUUAUGACGAUAUUAAGAGUCUGCAGACCUGAUUACUUCACAAGAUGGUGGAGUACAUUCUGAUUCAGUGAUCUACGUAAGCAUUGUGUUGUUUAGAGUCCAAACCUAUUUGCUUCACAACCAGGUCGUCCAAAGUUUAUUUGGAACUAAUCACUUUGUCCUAGGUUGUCUCAGACCAGUUGGUUUUGUCCAUUAUUGGAUUUGUCAUGGAACAAACCAAACCAAUGUGGAAAACAAACUAGACUUCUGAUCAAAUGAACCAAAAUGUUAAAGUACCCCUAAAAUAGAUACUGAGUGGUUGGUUUCGUCUGGAAAAUGAAAUACAAUAAAAAACUGUACAUGUCAUUUAUGACUGUUAUCGAUCCAAUUAGAGGUCCUUUCUUGAAUAUUCCAGUUAUUUCAAGUAUGAAAGCAAUCCUAAACUAAUCAGUACAGUUGUUUGGUUUCUUUAUUCAUAACUGACAAAUCACGUCAAAUAUGAACACAAGCUAAAGUACACACAGCAAAAGAACAUGUAUUAGAACAUGAAAAAUGUGUUAGCAGAAUUUCACAGUAAAAAAAGGUAUCGCCUUUCAAAAUUCAUACUCAAUUUUUUCAGUAAACUGGAUUUAAGUACACAUAUAAUCAAUUAUUCUAAGCUAGAUAUGAACCCAGGUUACCUCAACAGUAGAACAGUGCAGGGGCGGAACUUGGAGGGUGCUGGGUGUGUGACUGCACCCGGGCCUCUAACGGGCCUGGUCUGUGGGCAUAAAGUGGGCGUGGUUGGGACGAGUGGAGGGUUAAAAAGAAAGGUAAAAUGAUGCGCAGAGCUGUAAUAUAGUGUUGAAGUUCUAAAAUAUCACUGCCAGCAACUUGGCUGGCUGUCUGGAGGGACUCGUGAAUAAUUGUGCAUUAGCACCCCCAUUUGGACAGUUCAAUCGAGGGUUCCCGUUUAAGCUAAUCGCACCCGAGCCCUGUUCACAUUUGUUCCGCCACUUGAUUGGCCGGCACCCAUCUACCAAUGUUGUGUUGAAAUCUGUCUGAACGAGUGGCACCAGAAUGAAAAACAAUGUUGAAUUCAUUUGUGAUGGACCAAAAUUUAAAAACAUCAUAAGAACUGGUAGUAUGUUUGGGUUGAUCCAGACCUCACCAAAAUGAACUGUACUGGGUGGGAAUAAAGUAAAAUGAACUGUAGUUUAGUCAUAUUCACACCUGAUCAAACUAAAUACAACAGAACACAACAAAAAAAAGUUAGCAGUCCUUACAGUAUGUUUUGGCUAGUUGUGUGACUCAAUGGUGCCUCAAGGAAAAAAAAAAACAUUACAAAACAUCUCCAGUUAACCUCUUGUACUUGCACUGGACUUGCUAAAUCUGUUAAGGUCCUGAUGGAGAUCGAUGUGUUUUUGCCUGCUUACCUCACACAUACAGAUGCAGACAUAACGCCUAUAGCUCCAUCUCGCUAUGGGAAGAGCACACUAAGAGACUCUUAUUUUGGUAAGAGGAAAAGUGUAUUUUUUAAUUCUCCUUGUGAAAUGUAAAACAAGCACAACUUGUUUCCCCUAAAGACACGUUGUGAAUGAUGACUAUGUAUGUUUUCAUUCUGUUGGAUUAAAAGAGAACCUAUAGCCGACUCACUAGCCUGUAAGAGCUUUAUUGCACAGUGUUGAUCAUAAUCCAAUCGCGCUGCCCUUGACGGAAAUAGACGUCCAAGCGAUUUCAGCUGGGAGGGUCAUUUUCUGCUAUUCCUCCCAGUUAAAAAUCGAUUGGGCGUCGACUACUGUCAAUGGCAGCCAACGAGUUAAAACUGAUUAGUAUCAUUAUUUGUGGGUUAUUUAAAGUAUGUAUAAAUGACAUUAUUGAAUAUGAUGAUUGACAUUUGUUUGUACAAAUAAAGGCUGUUCCAAGUCUUAAUGGAUGCGUUUUAGUCACUGCAGUUGAGUAUAAAAGGAGAUUUUUUGCUUUCUACCUGUUAGUGUCAGCGAUUGCUGUAAACAGCAAGUCAUGCACGUGAUUUCUUUGGCAGAGAUGUUUUUUUUUUUUUUUUACACCAAUGCCCCUCCUAAGGCAACUCAACUUCAAACACACCAUCUGUGCUUUUAAGUUUUUUUUAAGAGCACUCAGAAGAAAAUUUGUAUGACACAAUUUAACGCUAUGUAGCGCAAUUUAAGGAAUUUUCGGACUAUAAGGCGCACCUGACUUUAGGCCGCACCUAACCAAAUUUAAUACGAAAAUGACAUUUGUUCAAAGAUAAGCCACGAUGGACUAUAAAACGCAGCUGUCCUCGCUGUGUUAUGGGAUAUAUACACCUAAAAAUAUUAACGGAUAAUACUUUAUUUGACAUCGACAUCAUAAAACCAAAUGAACCACCAUGAAGCUUUGAACCAAUUGGUUGCGAAGCUUCAUUGCUUCAAGAAACUUCAUUUGGCCCUCAAUGCUCCCUUGGGAGAGACAGUCAACCUCUACUGCCACCUGCUGUCAACACUCUAGCCAUCCAACAUGGCUUCUAGCAAGCAUUACAGCGCUACAGAUGUAAAUAACAACCAAAAUUCAUGCUCUGUGCUAAUUAUUUCUUCAAUUACUGUUCCACUUGUUUCAUUAAUUGCUAGUUAUGGCAUUUGGUAACACUUUUUUUGACAGUGGGGCCAUAAGACUGUCAUAAAACCAUCAUAAUUAUGACAUGACAGUGCCAUGAGGAUUAAUGAAUGACUAUGACAGAUGUCAUUUCGUGUCAUCCGGCAAAAUAACCCACCUUUGAAUGGAUGUAAUAGAUCAGAGCUGGACAUGAAUGGGAGUCUGUGACAUAAUUUGUCAGAUGACACUUAAUGACGUGUGUUAUAAGCAUUCAUUAAUGCCCAUGAUGAUGUCAUGUCAUAAUUAUGACGGUGUUAUGGCAGUGUUAUGACGCCGCUGUCAAAGUGUUCCCUGUUAACCCAAAUAAAUCAACAAAAAAGCCCCACUGGACUAUAAAACGCAGCUGCCUUCACUGUGUUAUGGGAUAUUUACAACAAAAUAUAUUAACCAACAAUACUUUAUUUGAGUGCGGCAUUAUGAGACCAACUGAAUAACCAUAAAGCUUUGAACCAAUUGGCUGCGAAGCUUCAUUGCUUCAAGAAGCUUCAUUUGGCCAUCAUUACUCCCUUGGGAAGACAGCCAG